Molecule: messenger RNA, 830 nt
Organism: Acyrthosiphon pisum (pea aphid)
Lineage: Eukaryota; Metazoa; Arthropoda; Insecta; Hemiptera; Aphididae
Product: tigger transposable element-derived protein 4-like
Exons: 1
Coding region: 458-766 (102 amino acids)
Cellular component (GO): nucleus
Molecular function (GO): DNA binding
Source: RefSeq, a predicted model, not a curated record
UGUCUUGUACGACCGUAUUGUAUACAGCAUACGUUUCUUACUCGUUUAGUCGCCGUUUUGAUUGCUAUCCGUUUAGACACGUUCCGAAUUCCGUAGUUAAAAAUGUCAAAUAAAAGAAGACGCUGUUUCACUAUUGCUGAAAAAGUGAAAAUAAUUGAACGUGUUUAGAAUGUGGUGUUUCUAAUAAAGAUCUUUGCCAAGAGCUAGGAAUUAGUCAAUCAACACUAUCUACCAUAUGGAAAUCAAAAGACCAAAUAAAAAGCGUUUUUUUGCUUGGACACGUUUGGCCUAAUUUGCGUAAAAAUUAUGCAGAUUGUGACAUUUUUAACGCUGAUGAAACUGGAUUGUUUUAUCGUCUAACACCGUCUCAAACAUUACGUUUUAAAGGGGAAACAUGCAGUGGUGGUAAUUCAUAAUUUUAUCUAAAGAGCGACUCACAAUUCUUGUAGCCUCUAAUAUGACUGGUUCUUACAAACAAAAAUUGUUAGUAAUUGGAAAAUCUAAGACUCCAAGAUGUUUUAAAAAUGUCAAAAACUUGACAGUCGACUACAAAAGCAAUAAAAAAGCAUGGAUGACCGGUGACAUAUUUUCCGACUGGUUAAAAGAAUGGGAUAAACAACUAGCAAAAGAAAAACGACAUAUCCUAUUGACUGUAGAUAAUUAUCUGGCUCAUCCUCCUGUUGAAACUGAAUUUAUAAAGUUGGUUUUUCUCCCUCCAAACACGACCUCUCUGUUACAACCUAUGGAUCAAGGUAGGUAUUAUUAAAGCAUUAAAAGUGAAAUUUCGGAAAAAACUAGUACUCAAAAUUACUUUUGUUAAAAAAUCUCAU